AUGCCUCCUCAACUACUGCCAGCCUCGGCGGCCGCCUUUGCCCCUCGAGCAACCUCGGUCAACGUUGUCUUGGGCUCGAAGGUGGAGCCCUGGUUAACACAGACGCUGAAGCGGGUAAAUCGCGUCAAGAGACCCCUCAACAGCGUGCCACAGCAUCAAAGAUGUCUGACAGAACACUUGUCGUCCGCAACGGCCAUCUGGACUCUCACUUCAAUGAUGGUACCGAAAGCGCCCGAGGCAGACCUGCGCAAAGAUGAGAACCCGCUGGUUGAAGCUCUGUUCAACUACCAGCUCCUUCACAUCGAAGCAUACAUAGUACAUGUGGACAUGGUCCUCCGGAACGAGGUCGCAUUCAAGCUCACGCCAGACUCGAUAGAAGCCCUGAUCGAAUACCACAAGGAUAUCCAUUGCGUCGAUAUCUCCGCCAAUACGUACACUUGGUCCGAGAAGGAGACACAAGUCAAGAAAAUGCACGACGAGUUUAUUCAAGCAAUCAACAAGUUCGUCUACCGGACCCAUGUUACUGCCUUGGAUGGUCUGCAAGAAGACGGUGCCGGAGAGCUUCUCGGUGGGAAGAGUGAAGAGGUCAAGACCAGCAUUAUGGGUCUCUUCCAUCCAUUGUUACCUCCCCCUCCCAGGAUAGUCGACGUUGUCAGACCACCUCCGUUGCUGCCAAACUCUGCUGUCGAAAACUGGUGGUCGCAGUCGAACCUUUCCGCCUCGGAACCCGCGCCCGUAGAGUCAUGGAGAGUCAUCCCGUCGAGUCCGAGCACGACGUCGUCAGUUGAUUCCAAUUCAUUAUGGGCCAGCAUGGGACUACACGAGGUACAACUACCGUCUCCGGCCCCAGCCUAUAGCCAGCCAUACUCGACACCAGGAUGGAUCUACUCCUCGCCUCCGAUCAGCGCGCCCACCCCAUCCCUUCCUCUUCCCAGCAUGCUAGCGCAACAACAGCAGCAACAGCAUUGCGGCGUCAGUGUGGGUUACGGCAACUUUGGGCAAAGCUGGGACAGGCACCAAGAGUAUGCAGCAACAAUGUGA
Drepanopeziza brunnea f. sp. 'multigermtubi' MB_m1 is the source of this 1041-nucleotide messenger RNA. RefSeq lists its product as uncharacterized. The record is from RefSeq and is a predicted model, not a curated record. Lineage: Eukaryota; Fungi; Ascomycota; Leotiomycetes; Helotiales; Drepanopezizaceae.